Messenger RNA from Chironomus riparius, 1234 nucleotides. NCBI's taxonomy places the organism in Eukaryota, Metazoa, Arthropoda, Insecta, Diptera, Chironomidae. The record is from the annotation of a GenBank genome assembly.
ACAAAAUUAAAUCAGUCAAUUAUUAGUCGUGUAAAUUGCUUAAUUAAUAAGUUCAAAUAAAAGUGGUUUCUCAAUCAUAAAUAGUGACAAAAUGGAAAAGAAUGAAGUUAAUUCAAAAAAUGCAUCCAUUUGGGAUAAAUGUGAAAUUUUCAUAAAUACUGCAAAUCAUUGCCUGAUUGCAAUUACAACGUUUUAUCUCGUAUGGUAUUGCCUACAAAAUUAUGAAAUGACUGGAACGCUCACACAGCACGCAUGGGUUACUGCAAUUGGAUAUCAAGUGCUGAUGGCUGAAGGCAUCAUGACAAUUUAUAAAGCCAAUUCAUUAACGUUUCUGUCAUCAAAAAGAGAAAAGAAUCAUCUUCAUUGGAUAUUACAAGUGAUUGGUGGCACUAUGGCUUUAUAUGGCUGUAUAAUUGAAAUAAUCGAUAAAGAACGUGCCGGUCGAAGACAUUUUAGAUCCUUGCAUGCAAUUUAUGGUCUCGUAUCCAUGAUAUUUUUGUGUAUAUCAAUAGUCUCCGGGUUAACAGCUCUAUUUUCAUUCGAAGCACGAAGAUACCUUAAACCAGUCAUAUCUAAGUUCUCACACAAUAUUCUUUCACUUGCGGCAUUUGUGACUGGAAUGGUUUCACUUAUUUAUGCGUGGGUCGAUAUAAGAUGGGCAUCAAGAUAUGAUCCAGGCAAUUUGAGAUAUAUGAGUGCAUGGGCAUUAGGCUUUAUUAUAUUUUUCUCAUCUAUCGGAGCUCUUAAGUCAUUGUUGCAUCAAUCAAUUGGAGUUGUCAAGUUACUUUCAUGCAAAUCAGACAAGGAAGAAAGUGUCAAUGAUAGUGAGAAGCAAUGAGAUUUACGUGACUAGCACAGCUAUAUAGAUAACAAUCUUGAGAUUAUUUUUAAAAAAUUUAUUGGGAAUAAAAUUUAAAGUUAAGUUUCCAGUAGCUUAAAAUGAGAAUUUAUGAUGUGAGUUUAGUGAGAACUUUGAAACCUUAUAAAAUAUCAGGAACAUGACUAUUCAUGCACAAAAUUUAAUGUUUGCGACGUGAUUGGACGAUUUUUAUUAUUAUUGAUUAUUUUAUAUUUAUUUUUCACGAGAUUAUUGAAUUUCUUGCAACAUGGAAAAUGAAAAUAAGUUCAAUCGAAUGAGAUCUGGAAAUUGAAAUCGCAAGAAUGUGAAAAAAUUAUGGCAUGAAAAUCUGAUGAGAAAAUUGAAUUGCUAUAAUAAACGAAGAUAAUUUUGCAA